UGAAGACAGUUUCUGCGAAGAAGGGAGGCAGUGAUGGCGUCCCUCACUUUCUUGCUUCUGCUGCAAGGGGUACUGUUAGCGACCGCCCAAAUUCUGAAGCCUUGCGAUGUUGCCGAAACCAUGAUGAAUUUAGGAGAGAAAAGAACCAAAGCUUCCCACUGGGUUUGUUUGGCUAAAUUUGUCAGCGGUUUCAACACCCAGGCCCUUGGUGGUCCUUAUCCAGACGGAAGUUACGACUUCGGGGUCUUCCAGAUCAACGACCGGUAUUGCAAAUUGGGAUCCAAGGAAAGUUGCGGAGUUCCAUGUACAGAUUUGGUGAAGGACAACUUGCUUCCAAGUGCGAAGUGUGCUCUUAAAAUCUACCAGAAAGUCGGUUUCCAAGCUUGGCCUAAAUGGAAGGAUAACUGCCAGAAUCAAGACACUUUAAGGUUUAUUUCGAAGUGCUCUCUGAAGUCUUCAUUCAGAAAAAUGCUUUCUCCAUUUGAAGAUGAUGACGACUCAUAGAACAUCUUCGAACUGUACUCGGCCCUUCCGUUGUCAGUUCCUUUUGCUGAAGCAAAAGAAAUUUGAUCGAACGCAAUGUACAUUAUAGAGGCAUUUCUUUUUCAACUUUACUUAAAUGCUUGUUUUAGAAACAAAACAAAUAUUUAAAUAAAAUAAUUUUUAAAAAAU
This is a messenger RNA of Uloborus diversus, 672 nucleotides long. RefSeq names its product lysozyme-like. The transcript has 5 exons. Bases 34 to 504 code for a protein of 156 amino acids. The record is from RefSeq and is a predicted model, not a curated record. NCBI's taxonomy places the organism in Eukaryota, Metazoa, Arthropoda, Arachnida, Araneae, Uloboridae.